ACAAUUCCUCUUUUUCAUACAGUAGUCCCAGGAUUUUUCAUGUCCCCCUUUUUCAUUUUGGUAAUUUUGUAUAAAUGUUCUACCAACUACGUUCAGAAUCAGACCAAGUCUUCUCUCUGUAGCCGUCAGAAGUUAUAACAACUACUUCAAAUCCCCACAAAUUAAUUUCUUGAAUUGCAAAGCUUCAAUCUUUCUGGGUUUUGCAAAAAGGAUAUAUAAUUGUCGAAAAGAAUUUCGAGCGGCGACCUGGUAGAUUGUAGAGUUUCCUAUUCAAGUGACAACAGAUCUCUGAUUUAGCUUAAAGAAAUUUAAGAUGCUCCCACUGCCUACAUAUAUAAAGAUAUCAAAGCAUGGUUAACAAAACUGAGUUAGCCAUCAUAUGCACCUUUGCUGGAGUAGUAAUUGGCAUUUUCAUAUCAUCAGUGGUAUUUUUCUGUUUUAGAUGGUACAAAAGGCGCUCAGAUUUUGAGAAUCAUAAUACAGAAAAUCGCCCUGUCCGCAAUAUUGGCAAUGGCGUGGGACUCGACUCUAGUGCCUCGUUUUCAGAUUCUGUUGUUGUCCCUCUACCAGAUCUCCCAGCCAAGAGCUUACCACCCUUAUGGUUGAAUCAUCAUAAUAAAGAUCGAACAACUUCAGUGUCUGGAAUACCAAAAUACUUAUACAAGGACAUUCAGAAGGCUACUCAGAAUUUCACAACCAUACUGGGAGAGGGAUCAUUUGGCCCGGUAUACAAGGCAACAAUGCCAGUAGGUGGAGUGGUGGCAGUCAAAGUAUUAGCAUCCAACUCGAGGCAGGGCGAGAAAGAGUUCCAGACCGAGGUAUCUUUAUUAGGUAGACUGCAUCACCGAAACCUAGUGAAUUUGGUGGGCUACUGUGUGGAUAAAGGGCAACACAUGUUAAUUUAUGAGUACAUGAGCAAUGGCAGUUUGGAAAAAAGAUUAUACAGUGAAGAUGACACAUUGACUUGGGACGAGAGGCUUCAAAUAGCUCUGGAUAUAUCGCAUGGGAUUGAGUAUCUUCAUGAGGGGGCAGUUCCACCAGUUGUACAUCGGGACUUGAAGAGUGCUAAUAUACUACUGGAUCACUCAAUGAGAGCAAAGGUAGCUGAUUUUGGGCUAUCUAAGGAAGAGGUUUUUGAUGGGCGUAAAUCUAGCCUGAAAGGUACAUAUGGCUACAUGGAUCCUGCAUAUAUCUCAACGAGCAAGUCCAGUUUAAAGAGUGACAUCUACAGCUUAGGAAUUAUCUUUUUUGAGCUCAUAACUGCCAUACAUCCACACAAAAACUUGAUGGAUUAUGUCAAUCUAGCAACAAUGGACCCAGAUGGAGGAAUUGACGAAAUACUUGACAAACGACUAAUGGGGAAAUGCAACUCAGAAGAAGCAAAGAUUUUGGCUAAAAUUGCUUUCAAAUGUUUACACAAGACACCAAGGAAGCGCCCUGGUAGUGCAGAAAUCUCUCAGGCUAUAGUAAAGAUAAAACAGAGACGUCUACCUAAAGUUGGAACUAUGUCUUUUGCCGGAGAUGAUCUUACCCGAUUAACAAGUGUGAUUGAAGACCAGCAAGUUCAGUUGAGUAAAAUUUUGAGCAGGAAUGACAAUUAACACUAGCAUUACGCUGUAAGGAUGAUCCUAUUUUUUGUUCCUUCUUUCCACAAAGCAACUGUAAAUAGUAAAUACCAUCGCUUAUGAUGUAGUUUGUAGACUACGAAAAGAAAAUUACAUUUAGAAGGAACAAAGAAUAUAAUGUCAAACUUAUCAUUACACAAAA
Molecule: messenger RNA, 1767 nt
Organism: Spinacia oleracea (spinach)
Lineage: Eukaryota; Viridiplantae; Streptophyta; Magnoliopsida; Caryophyllales; Amaranthaceae
Product: calcium/calmodulin-regulated receptor-like kinase 2
Exons: 9
Coding region: 351-1601 (416 amino acids)
Biological process (GO): protein phosphorylation
Molecular function (GO): ATP binding; protein kinase activity
Source: RefSeq, a predicted model, not a curated record